Messenger RNA from Colletotrichum paranaense, 486 nucleotides. RefSeq lists its product as uncharacterized. Bases 1 to 486 code for a protein of 161 amino acids. Lineage: Eukaryota; Fungi; Ascomycota; Sordariomycetes; Glomerellales; Glomerellaceae. The transcript has a single exon. The record is from RefSeq and is a predicted model, not a curated record.
AUGAUUAGUCCCGAUCAUUCCCUCACAUUUAGCAACUUGGCGUCAAAGAGCUUCGAGCUCACGCAGCACAAUGUACCGACAUCCCCCGAUGUCCGGAUGAUUCAGGACAUCAGUCAGGCGACUCUGACGCCUAGAGAUGGGGAAUCAGUCAUGUCGUGGACAAAGGGGUGCUACUUUGGGAAGAGCGGGUUCGACGACGUGAUGCUCUGCUGGCAAGAGCUGGAAGCCUUGACGUCUUUUUGUAUCAGCAUUGAGUCUCCCGAGCGCGGCUUCUUCAAGCCUAUUCGGUCCCAUUGGAAAGUGAAGUACAACGACGGCACGACAAUCAAGGACUGGUUCUUUCCUUCGGACGACCCGUCAGAUCCGUACACGUUUCCGAGCUCAAUGGAUGUUGACAUUUCGGUUACGAGCCAUUCGGUGAAGGAUCAGCUAGAGCUCAAGAUUACCAUCAAGGAUAAGACACCAAAUGCUGAGCUUAAGUCAUAA